This is a messenger RNA of Perognathus longimembris pacificus (Pacific pocket mouse), 1602 nucleotides long. RefSeq names its product NKD inhibitor of WNT signaling pathway 2 (gene Nkd2). Gene Ontology annotation, molecular function: calcium ion binding. Gene Ontology annotation, cellular component: cytoplasm. NCBI's taxonomy places the organism in Eukaryota, Metazoa, Chordata, Mammalia, Rodentia, Heteromyidae. Gene Ontology annotation, biological process: negative regulation of Wnt signaling pathway. The record is from RefSeq and is a predicted model, not a curated record.
AUGGAGAGGACGCUGCAUGGGCGUCUCAGGCUGGCCACCGAGGGACGCGUAGCCAGCGCCACCGGAACCAGCCAGGGGACCGAGCUGAAGAGCGCCCACCCCCUUCCCCAUGGCCCUCAGACCAGCGGGGACUCCACCCGGCCGCCGGGAGCUGAGCGGGAGGGCCGCAGCUCCUCCGCCCCAGCCCGCGGCGCCCGGGACCCCGGCGGGCGGUGGCCGAGGAAGCGCCGCAGCAUGGGGAAAUUUCAGUCCAAGCACGGGCGCAUGCCCUGCGUCACUGCAGCCGCUCACACCUGCAAGAGGAGAGAGAGCCCGGAGGGGGACAGCUUUGCGGCGUCACAGGCCGGCAGGGGCGGCCACAGAGGCGCGGAGGAGGCGCGCUGUGCCGGCAGAGUGGAGCACCAUGUCCGGGACAGGCCGGAACUGCUCAGCGGGGACCCCAAGGAAGGGCCUUUUCGAGAGGAACAGGGGCCUCUAGUGGCAGUCCCCCCUGAGAAGGCCGAGGGCCGAGAGGGCCCAGGACAGCUCUUGGGCCUGGAGGAUAGAGAGAGGACAGGGAGCCACGAAGGACCACGGGGACCAGGGAAGAAGAACCUAAAUAUCGAUGCCCUGCAGUGCGACGUGUCCGUGGAGGGGGACAACCGACAAGAGUGGACCUUCACGCUCUAUGACUUUGACAACUGCGGGAAGGUCACCAGGGAGGACAUGUCCAGCCUGAUGCACACUAUCUACGAGGUCGUGGAUGCCUCCAUCAACCACUCCUCAGGCAGCAGCAAGACUCUCCGAGUGAAGCUGACAGUCAGCCCGGAACCCUCUAGCAAGAGGAAAGAGUGUCUUCCCAGCGGUCAAGACCAGGAGCCCUCGCGCAGCAGGACCGAGAGCGACCUCGCGGACGACAGGAGACCGUCUUACCACUGCAGGAGGCCCAACACAGACUCACGGCCCUGCUCCGUGCGGGGGUCCUACUGCGUGGACGAGAACACGGAGCGGAGGAACCACUACCUGGACCUCGCGGGAAUCGAGAACUACACAUCCAAGUUUGGCCCUGGGUCGCCGCCAGACGCGGGCAGGCAGGAGCACCACAGCAGGGCCGUGCACCCCCAGAGCCGGUGCCGCUCCCAGGACUCAGACGCACACGGCGGGCACCCACGCAGGUCCCAGGCGCCGGCUGACCACCCGCCGCCCGCCGCCCAGCCCCGACCGAAGGGGCCGGAAAAGCAGUUCCUGAGGUCCCCCAAGGGCUCGGGGAAGCCCCCGGGGGGGCCGGGCUGCGGCAAGGCCGGGAAAGCCCCGAGCCACUGCCCGGCGGCCGCCCCGCCCCCCCCCGCCGCCCAGGACGGCCACCACCUCCCCCGCCCCCCGCCGCAGCCCCCGCCGCAGCCCCACGGCCAGAAGCGGCACCGGCAGAAGGGCAGGGAGGGCCACUCGCCCCUCAAGGCCGCGCACGGCCAGCCGGCCCCGGCGGAGCUCGAGGCGGCCAGGGACCUGCCGCCCGUGCUGGCCCCCGAGGGCCACGGGGGGCCCGUGAUCCAGAGGCACGAGCACCACCACCACCACGAGCACCACCACCACCACCACCACCACCACUUCCACCCCUCCUAG